Aspergillus costaricaensis CBS 115574 is the source of this 2475-nucleotide messenger RNA. RefSeq names its product SET domain protein. The transcript is spliced from 3 exons. Bases 1 to 2475 code for a protein of 824 amino acids. The record is from RefSeq and is a predicted model, not a curated record. Gene Ontology annotation, molecular function: protein binding. NCBI's taxonomy places the organism in Eukaryota, Fungi, Ascomycota, Eurotiomycetes, Eurotiales, Aspergillaceae.
AUGGCUGCGAAAAGAGUCUCGGACAACGGUCCGAAAGAUACCUCCAGUUCACGAACACGAACUCUGAGGAAGCGGAGGCAAGAGGAAGGAGGAGACGCAGACAGUUCUCCUAGCAAGCGGCCCAAAAGGAGUUCUCCCGCUCCAUCCCGAACAUUGCGCUCCGAGACACAGCGGGGACAAGAAGGAGAAGACGAAGACAUCUCUCCUAGCAAACAGUCUGAGACAAUUCCCCCUACUCCAUCAGAGACAUCAAAAUCCCAGGAAGGGCAGGGACAAGAGGGAAGACCCAAUACAACUCCAGACACUCCAUCACAACCACUACAAUCCCAGGAGGAGCAGGGGCAAGAAGGAGGAGAGGCAGACAGCUCUCCAAACAGCUCUCCUAUUAAGCGGGGCAAUACGACUCCCCGCACUCCAUCACAACCACUACAAUCCCAGGAGGAGCAGAGGCAGAAAGGAGGAGAAGACACGGAAAGCUCUUCCAGAAAUCGACCCAAUACGAGUUUGCCCGCCCCAGCGCAACCAUCAGGAUCCCAGACAAAGCGGCGACAAGAAGGAGAAGAUGCAGGCAAUACUCCUAGCAAACGACUUAAGAUGGGCACCUUCCAGCCCCGCCCAUUAUCCCCAGCAUCUAUACAGGAUAGAGACCAGAUCCUGCAUGCGUUCAUGUACGACUUAUAUGAGGUCAACAAAAUACACAACGAAAGUGAAAAAAGCAGGGUGGCAAAAUUGGACUACAAGACGCGGUGUAUUUACGCAUCACGGGCCUUAGAGAAGGCCCUUACUUGCACAAUAUGGUCAUUUAAUGAGGCCAAUAUGGAUUGCGAGGAGCGAGAAGCGAGCCGGCUACGAAUUUUCGCCGAGAACUUCGGCUGGCCCAUGCUUGCGAUAUGUGUACAAGCGGAAGCCUUUCGAAGGCUAUGUAAGGAAGAAAGCACAUUAAUGUGGAAAGCCAUAUAUGGGAAAUUUCAGCGACACCAUCUCAAUAUCUGGAUUCAGGCUUCUACGCGUGGUUUUGAAUGGCGCAAAUUGUUGGCGCCAUAUGCGGGGGAUGCUGCUCCACCCGAGCUCAACCAGGUAUUGGCUUCCAAAAUUUCAGCGGAUAAUCUCAGACAUACGCAUCCUCAUGAAAUAGUCAUAAAUGAAAGGGAGAGACAAAUUCGCUCACCGAAAUUCCAAGAUCGCUUACAGAAGCAUAUCGAUGCUAGCAUUUUUCACCCCAGGGAUUGGCAAACGGCGAAGGAUCCAGAGCAUCGGGGGCUGAAAAAGGAUCCAACGCUGCGAGAUGGCCUUAAUUAUGGUCUUUGCGAUCUCUGCGCCGAAGGGAAAAUCUGUGAAUGUCAAAUCAAGCAGGCCCCCCUUGAAUUCGUGCAGUUGGUGGAAACAUCCAAGGGUGUCGGGGUACGUGCUCUUGCGCGAUUUGAGAAAGGAGAUAUUCUGGGUGAAUAUGUUGGCGAGCUCCAUCCACCUUGCUAUAAAGGCGACCCCAUAUAUGCGCUUACCAUGCAGGGUAAAGUCGACGUAGAUGAGGAGAUUGCUGUAAUUUGCCCGAUGGAAUAUGGGAAUUUCACUCGGUUUAUCAACCACUCCUGCAGGCCUAAUACAACUUUUGAACGGCGGACAAUUGGGAAUCGGGCAACGAUGACCGUGGAGGUCGUGCGGGAUAUUCAACCUUUUGAGGAACUCACGAUUAACUAUGGCCGGGAAUAUUGGAAAGGUCGAACAUGUAUUUGUGGAGAGGAAGGGUGUUACACUCAGCAAGAGAGGAGGAAAAAACGGCAACGGGAACGGGAGAUGGAACGGCGAAAGCAAAGGGAUAUGCAACUUGAAGCAUCUAAGAAUGUUGCAGAGGAAGUGGACAAAGAUAAAGAAGAAUGUUUAGCCAAGGAGGUUAAUGAGGAAGAGGCAGCAGCAGCAGCAGCAGAAGAAACCAACGAAGAAGAAACCGACGAAGAAGAGACUGAGGAAGAAGAGACCGACGAAGAAGAGACCGACGAAGAAGAGUCCGAAGAAGAAGAGGCCGGAGAAGAAGAGGUCGAAGAAAGGCCACCAAACAAGAAACCCGAAGAAGCAAAAGCGUCAUCAAGGAAAGGGUCAAAAGAAGAAUCAUCAUUGGAAGCAGAAGAAGGGCCAUCAGAGAGAAAGCAUAAAGAUAAGAUAGCAUCAUCGAAAGAUGGGACAGGAAAGGAUAGGGAAGAGGAAGAGAGAGCAGCACAAAGAAUACAUCAAGAUUGGAGAAAGGAGAAGAAGAAUCGGAAGGAGAAGGAACAGAAGAACAACAAGAAACAUCGGAAGAAUCGUCAUCAAGAGGGUCAGAAGGAUCCUCUUACGUGUUCGUCGACGAGGAGGAGGAAGAAGAAGAAAGGGAAGAAAGAGAAGGAAGAGGACACUAAGCAUUAUGUUUCUCCUUAUGCAAUGAAUUAUAUCAAAGGGGCUAUAUACACUUCAGAUGUUGUCUAUAACAAGUGCAUUUAG